Molecule: messenger RNA, 1302 nt
Organism: Octodon degus (degu)
Lineage: Eukaryota; Metazoa; Chordata; Mammalia; Rodentia; Octodontidae
Gene: Tvp23a
Product: trans-golgi network vesicle protein 23 homolog A
Exons: 6
Coding region: 314-907 (197 amino acids)
Biological process (GO): protein secretion; vesicle-mediated transport
Cellular component (GO): Golgi membrane
Source: RefSeq, a predicted model, not a curated record
CGCCUAUUCGCUAUCUUAGCGCUCACCCCACGUUUCUGAACAUCCACAGCAUCGCGGGAUCCGCGAUUCCUCCCGGGAUCACAGUCCUGAGUAUCUCGAUCUGUCUCCUCGCCGGCCGAAGCCGGCCUGCAAUGUCCUGGGCGCGCUCCCCAGACCCUCCUGGCCCCGCCCGCCAGCCCUCCUGCCUCUGGCGCGCCCCCUCCCCAGCUCGCGACUGCGCCCUGGUCGCGCGCCCUCCCCGCCCGCACCUGUGCUAGGCCAACCCGCGGGGCGCCAGCUGAAGCCCUGAGGCUCACCGGUCCCGAGGCGAAAGAUGAAGCAGGCCCUGGUGGACGACACGGAGGAUGUGUCCCUGGACUUUGGCAACGAAGAGGAGCUGGCUUUCAGGAAAGCCAAGAUCAGGCAUCCCCUGGCCACCUUCUUCCACCUUUUCUUCCGAGUGAGUGCCAUCGUCAUCUACGUGUGCUGUGACUGGUUCAGCAAGAGCUUUGUGGGCUGCUUUGUCACUGUGCUGCUCCUUCUGUCUUUCGACUUCUGGUCUGUGAAGAAUGUAACUGGAAGACUCAUGGUGGGCCUCCGAUGGUGGAAUCAGAUUGAUGAAGAUGGCAAAAGCCACUGGAUUUUUGAAGCCAGAAAGGUCUCCCCAAAUCGUAUUGCUGCUCCAGAAGCCGAGGCGCGCAUCUUCUGGCUUGGCCUCAUCAUCUGCCCCAUGAUCUGGACGGUGUUCUUGUUCAGCACCUUGUUUUCCUUGAAGCUGAAGUGGCUGGCUCUUGUGAUUGCUGGGAUUUCACUGCAAGCUGCGAACCUCUACGGCUACAUUCUUUGUAAGAUGGGAGGUGAGAGCGACAUCAGCAAGGUCACCGCCAAUUUUCUGUCCCAGACGGUAUUCCAGACGGUGAGUUGCUGACGACUCACCUGGACAACCACCCCACAGCCAUGCAGAGUGAAGGAGGCUGCUGGCGCCAUAACUUGUCAGCCAGCCUGCCACAGUUCUUUUUAUUGUGGUAAAAUUUACACAAAAUUGAAGUUUAAAUCCUUAUCAAGUGUGCAGUUCUUGGUAUUAAAUAUAUUCACAACGUUGUGCAGUUGCCACCCAUCUCUAGAACACCUUACACCUUUCCAAGCUAUGUCUAGUAAACACUAACUUCCCAGCCCUCUCCCGGGGCUACACCAUUGUCCAUCCCUAUGCGGCCGACUAUCCAAAGGGUGCUUUUAAGGGCAAUUAGACAACAUUUGUCUUUUUGAAACAGUCUCACUCUGAGUUCAGGCUGGCCUUGAACUCACUUUUAGCCCAGGCUGGCC